CUUUACAACUUGUGCUUUUUCCCUUUUGACAAGUCUGCUACUUUUUAACAACAAUCGCCAUGGCAUUGAAGCGAAUUAACAAGGAAUUGAAAGAUCUCGAGCGUGAUCCUCCAUCCUCAUGCUCUGCUGGUCCCAUUGGUGACGAUAUGUUCCACUGGCAGGCCACUAUCAUGGGUCCCGAGGACAGCCCUUAUCAAGGUGGUGUCUUUUUCCUCUCUAUUCACUUCCCUACCGAUUAUCCCUUCAAGCCCCCAAAGAUUAACUUCACCACCAAGAUUUACCACCCCAAUAUCAACAGCAAUGGAAGCAUUUGCUUAGAUAUCUUGAAGGAUCAAUGGUCUCCUGCUCUCACAAUCUCCAAGGUCUUGUUGUCUGUUUGUUCCUUGCUCACUGACCCCAACCCUGAUGAUCCCCUUGUUCCUGAGCUUGCCCACAUCUACAAGACAGACCGCGCACGCUAUGAGGCCACAGCACGGGACUGGACCAGAAAAUAUGCCAUGUAAGGGACGAGAAGAAAGAAAGAUGAGUGCUACAAAGGCCUUCCAGGAGAAUUUUAAUCUUUCUGAUAAAGAGAGAGAGUAAAGAAUGAAAUAGCCUGAUUCUUUGUAGUUUUCUUUUUUUUUAAAAAAAAAAAUCUUGAUUUUCUUAACUGUGCUUUUUUAUGGUAACAUUCAAGGCUGGAAGGUCCUUUUGGCUAUAAAACCCAUUAUUUUCAUCGUCUGCAUAUAAAAUUUGUCCCUCUUGUUAUUUUCCUAA
Phycomyces blakesleeanus NRRL 1555(-) is the source of this 756-nucleotide messenger RNA. RefSeq lists its product as hypothetical. Lineage: Eukaryota; Fungi; Mucoromycota; Mucoromycetes; Mucorales; Phycomycetaceae. Gene Ontology annotation, cellular component: nucleus. Gene Ontology annotation, molecular function: ubiquitin conjugating enzyme activity. The record is from RefSeq and is a predicted model, not a curated record. The transcript has 8 exons. Gene Ontology annotation, biological process: protein polyubiquitination. Bases 60 to 503 code for a protein of 147 amino acids.